Messenger RNA from Arachis stenosperma, 1314 nucleotides. RefSeq lists its product as uncharacterized. The record is from RefSeq and is a predicted model, not a curated record. Lineage: Eukaryota; Viridiplantae; Streptophyta; Magnoliopsida; Fabales; Fabaceae. The transcript is spliced from 4 exons. The coding region runs from base 1 to 1314 and encodes 437 amino acids.
AUGGAGCAUGUGAUGAAGUUGAAAGAGAAUUUGAUAGAAUGGAAGAUCUUGAAGCACGACGACGACGACAACAACAACAACAACAACAACAACAACAACAGCAGCAGCAUUCAAGGACAAGGGUAUAAAAGUCCAAACUUUGGUAGAGUUUGUGGGUAUUUGUUGAGCAAGUUGUUGGAGGAUGUGAAAAAGAUGAUUGAACGUUAUUGUAAAAUUUGGAAGCAAAAUGGAUGUACUAUCAUGACUGAUGGAUGGACUAAUCGUUGUAGGCGUACUUUAAUUAACUUCUUGGUUUAUUGUCCUAAAGGAACUAUCUUCCUAAAGUCAGUUGAUGCUUCUCAUGCCUCCAAGAUUGCUGAUUUGUUCUUUAAGCUUUUUAAGGAUGUUGUCUUAUUUGUCAGUCCUGAAAAUGUUGUUCAUACAAUGACGGACAAUGAUACAAAUUAUAUUGCUACUGGAAGGUUGUUGGAAGCUAAAUUUCCUAAGUUGUAUUGGUUUUCUUGUGUUGCGCAUUGUAUUAAUUUGAUGUUGCAAGAUAUUGGAAAGUUGGAUGAAGCAAGUGAGAUGGUUUCACAUGCUUCAAAGAUUACUAAAUACAUAUAUAAUCAUUGUCAUCCAUUGUAUCUGAUGAGAAAGUUUACUAGUGGGCGAGAAAAACUUCGUCCAGCUCCAACUCACUUUGCUACCAAUUUCAUAGCUUUGCAGAGUAUUCUAGCACAAAAAGAUGCAUUGAGAGAUAUGCUUACUGAGAUACUUGUUCGUGUGCUUCGUAUUGUGAAUAGUGAAGAUACGGCUGCAAUGGAUUUUCUUUAUCAAGCUUUUUAUAAGGCUAGAGAAGAGAUGGUGAAGAGGUUUCAACGAAGAAAGAAGAUUGUGGAGCCUUACUUAAAGAUUUUGGAUACUCAUUGGGAUUCACAACUUCAGAAAAAUCUUCAUGCUAUUGGCUAUUGGUUAAAUUCUGCUUUUCGAUUCAAUGCUGAUGAAUUUGAAAAAUAUAAGCAAACCACUUCUGGCCUACUAGAUGUAAUUGAGAAAUAUGCAUAUGGUGAACUAGAAUUGAAUUCUAAGUUGACAAGUGAGUUAAGAAUAUAUAAGAAUGCUGAAGAUGAUUUUAGAAGACAAUCUGCACUACGUGAACGAAGCACAGUGAUGCCAAAUCAAUUAAAUUUGGAAAAUGAUCAAGAUAAUGAUGGACCGAAUAACAAUGCUAUGGAAGAUAUAGAUGCAAAUCAAAAUGAGAAAAAUGUUGAUCAAGCUCCAAAUUUGUCCUAUGAAGAUAUUGAUACUGACUUUGAGCUCAUUGUUUGGACUUAA